UAUGUUUCGCCAUGGUAAUAUGGUAUUCGGCCGAAUCCAGACCCUCAUCCCACAAACCCAAAGUGUUUCUCAUCUCCUUCAACUUCACUCUAUCCUCCUAAAAUCCGCGCUCGAUCAUGAUAACGACUUGGUGAGCCAGAUUGUCUUAUCCGCAUGCUCCAUAUCUGUAAAUUGUGCCAAAUUGGUUUUCGAUAACAUACCCAUUGUUCCUCCAAUUUUUGCUUGGAAUACCAUCAUCAAAGCAUUUGCAAAGAGUUCAACUCCAGUUGAAUCUGUCAAGCUCUUUUGUCGGUUGCGAAGUUUUGGUCUUCAACCGGACAAUUUUACGUAUCCUUUCGUCCUUAAAGCUUGUGGCCGCUGCUCAUUGGUUCGGCAAGGUGGGAUGGUGCAUUGCUUGACUUUGAAGACCGCUUUUGAUUCGGAUCGGUAUAUAGGCAAUACCUUGUUGAAGAUGUAUGUAGACUGUGGCUACGUUGAGUCUGCAAGACAGGCGCUUGAUGAAAUGUCUGUUAGAGAUGUUGUGUCAUGGAGUUCAAUGAUUGCUGCAUAUAUCGCCUGCAACUCUCCUUCAGUUGCACUGAAUGUAUGUCAAGAGAUGAGGAUAUCCAAUGUAAAGCCCAACGCAAUCACCUUCGUUAGUUUGCUUUCCGCUUGUACCCAUCUGCUCAAUAUCAGUGCAGGGAAGUCCAUUCAUUCCUAUAUCAUCAGGAAUCACAUUGAACUGGAUGUUGCUUUGGGUACAGCCCUGUUUGAGAUGUAUUCAAAGUGCGGACUAAUCGAAAAAGCCCUUCAAAUUUUCAAUUCAAUGCAUGAAAAGAACUUGCUGUCAUGGACAAGCAUGAUAUCUGCUCUUGCAAAUCAUGGACGUCACAAGGAUGCUUUUUCUCUGUUCAGCCAGAUGAAAGAUAUAGGACUUCAACCUGAUAGUCUAUCAUUUUCCGUGAUUCUAUCAGCUUGCAGCCACAUGGGACUUGUUUAUGAGGGCAAGAAGUAUUUUGAUGAGAUGGUUUCUUUGUACAACAUAAAGCCGUCCAUUGAGCAUUAUGGAUGCAUGGUUGAUUUGCUAGGAAGAGCAGGCUUGAUAGAAGAAGCUUAUGAUGUCAUCAAGAACAUGCCGGUGGAGCCUAAUGAUGUCAUAUUAAGGAGUUUCCUUGCCUCUUGCCAAAAUCACGGUUGUUUCCCUAGUUUGGAUGAUAGGCUUCUCUCUAAAUUGGAGCCUGAAAUAGGGCCAAACUAUGUAAUUACUGCUAAUAUUCUUUCGCUUUCUGGUUCAAGUGAUGAUGCCAAUAACUUGAGAGUAGUUAUGAAACAGAAAGGUUUGAUGAAAAUUCCCGGUUGUAGUUGGGUGGAUGUGCCAAAUGGUUAACCAGAGCCGUCUUAUUCCUUCCAG
Messenger RNA from Neltuma alba, 1390 nucleotides. RefSeq names its product pentatricopeptide repeat-containing protein At2g02980, chloroplastic. Lineage: Eukaryota; Viridiplantae; Streptophyta; Magnoliopsida; Fabales; Fabaceae. The transcript is spliced from 2 exons. Gene Ontology annotation, molecular function: protein binding; RNA binding. Gene Ontology annotation, biological process: RNA modification. The coding region runs from base 2 to 1366 and encodes 454 amino acids. The record is from RefSeq and is a predicted model, not a curated record.